Molecule: messenger RNA, 947 nt
Organism: Lolium rigidum
Lineage: Eukaryota; Viridiplantae; Streptophyta; Magnoliopsida; Poales; Poaceae
Exons: 3
Coding region: 76-642 (188 amino acids)
Cellular component (GO): mitochondrion
Source: RefSeq, a predicted model, not a curated record
UCUCAGAGCACCUCGUCUUCUCCCCUAGGCUAAAACCCUAGCCCAGCGCAGCGACCUUCUAGAACAUUCCCUCCCAUGGCGCUGCUCCGAGCUCUCCGGCGAGCCCUCCCGCCGCUCGCCUCACCCGCGGCGUCUCUCCUCCGCCGCGCCCCGGCUCCUGCCCAACGCCCUCUCCGCCCUCUUCCGCUCCUGGAUCCGAUCGGGCCCCGGCCGUUCUCCGCCGCCGCCGCCGCGGCCGUCGCGCGGGCGCCGGAAAUGGGGGCCAGUCUCUUCAAGGGGCUCACGGAGACCAGGUUCCCCAAGCGGCGCCCGGGUUUCGAGUCCCGGCGGAAGAGGGCCAGCCUGCGCCCCAAAGGUCCGCAUUUCUGGGUGAUGUGCAAGCCAGGGGAGCCUAUCCCGUCCAGCCAGCCCAAUAAGGGCAGCCUGAAGGGGAGGAAUGAGAAGAAGCGGAUCAAGCAGCGCAAGGACUUCAUCAUGGCGGAAAAGAGGAAGCGCAAAGCACAGUAUUCUGUUGCUGUGAAGAGAAAGGAGGCAGAAAGGACCGAGAGGAAGAUGGCUGCAGUGGCAAGAGAACGGGCAUGGGUGGAGAGGUUGGCAGAGCUACAACAGAUAGAGGCAGAAAAGAAAGCUGCAACGGCUUAAGGAACCACUCCGGAACGGCAAGGAGUCUAACUCGUUCUGCUGCUGUGUUUUAUCCCUGUUUUACCAGAUAGCCUAAAUAUGUUCUAUGCAAUCAAGAAUAUCACAAUCCUUUUGGGUGGAACACUACCUGUACCACUUUUUUGAACAGAAAUCCCGAAAUGGUGGUUCUUGUUUUGAAAAGACUGUUUCUCAAAUUUUGUCUUUGUAAUGGAGUAUCUGUUCUGUGAUGUAUUGACAAUAAAUCAUAUGAUCUUGGUUGUCGGAUGGUGAUCAGAAAUGUUCAAUGCCUGCAACCUUUUGGAACA